Aphanomyces astaci is the source of this 282-nucleotide messenger RNA. RefSeq lists its product as hypothetical. Lineage: Eukaryota; Oomycota; Saprolegniomycetes; Saprolegniales; Verrucalvaceae. The coding region runs from base 1 to 282 and encodes 93 amino acids. The record is from RefSeq and is a predicted model, not a curated record. The transcript has a single exon.
AUGGCCACCUACACGUUGGACGACGUUGUCGUGGCUGUCGUCAAGUCGUUCGAGGAACUUGAGUGCACCGUUUUGGACAAGACGUUCAUGACGCUGCAAAAGUCAUGGAGUGCAUUUUCAAGAUGGGCGGUCACAACGAUUUCAAGUUGCCGCAUCAAAAGAAGCAUGGGCUCAUCAAGGAGGGUCUCUUACCAACGCGACUGGAGUGUGAUGAAGAUGUUUGUGCAGCGGUUGAUGCCAUGGAGGAAAGAAGUGAGUUUGAACGUCGUGUUGACGUUCUGA